Drosophila subpulchrella is the source of this 858-nucleotide messenger RNA. RefSeq lists its product as uncharacterized. The transcript has 3 exons. NCBI's taxonomy places the organism in Eukaryota, Metazoa, Arthropoda, Insecta, Diptera, Drosophilidae. The record is from RefSeq and is a predicted model, not a curated record. Bases 1 to 858 code for a protein of 285 amino acids.
AUGUGGCGUGUGCUUUUGCUACAGUGCGUAAUGCUUUGCAAUUCGGUCCUGGCUUUAAGUCAUAAAGGAAAUGAAACUGCUGGCAAAACGCCCUCCUCCCAAUGGAGUCCCCGAAGUCUGGGCAGGAUUAUAGCCCAAUGCAUGGGUGGCUUGGAGGUUUGGGAGUGUCUGGGUUCCGAAAGCGAGCGAUUGCUGGAUGGAGCCACCAGGGAUAACAGCACCUGGCAGAUCAGCGAGUACCUGAGCAUUGAACCUCAGACAGGAUUUACCGAGCAGGAGAGGAGGCGCAUGGAUACUGGCAUACCCGGAAAGCUGAUGGAGUUGGUCCGGGGAAGAGCUCUUCGACUUCAGCUACCACGGCAGUUGACCAUUUCCAAUGCCAUAGAUGACUUUGGGAGCGAACUGGGCUUCGAUCAAGGUCGCAAAAAGAAGGACAAAGACAAGCACAUGGCCAUGAUGGGCGGCAUGAUCAUGGUGGCCACCCUCGCCCAAAUGUUCCUAGGCAAGGUCAUCCUCAUCGCCGGCUCGGCCUUCAUCAUGGCCAAGAUCGCCCUGGUCAUCUCCUUGCUGGGCAGUCUAAAAAAGGGUUCGACUGGUCACAGUGGUAGUGGUGGCGGCGGAGGGACGGAGCACGUGGUGGUUCACUCCAGUCACGAGAGCGGUUGGCACCGCAGCAUGCCCACCCACGACUACGCAUCCUCGCACCUGGAGCAGGUCGAAGAACCUCCAGUGGAGCACCAGAUGGAGUUCUACCAGGCCUACCAGAUGGAGCCACUGAAGCGACGCCUGCAUCAGGCGGUGACUGACCCACAACAGCCACGCCCGGAGGCCACCAAACCCACGAGAGGUUUCCUUUAG